Nymphaea colorata (pocket water lily) is the source of this 1938-nucleotide messenger RNA. RefSeq names its product UDP-glycosyltransferase 83A1-like. The record is from RefSeq and is a predicted model, not a curated record. NCBI's taxonomy places the organism in Eukaryota, Viridiplantae, Streptophyta, Magnoliopsida, Nymphaeales, Nymphaeaceae. The transcript has 2 exons. Bases 354 to 1757 code for a protein of 467 amino acids. Gene Ontology annotation, molecular function: UDP-glycosyltransferase activity.
GAAGGAAGGAAGACGCGCUUGCGUGCCCUGACGGGCAAAAAUUUUUUUCCGAAAAAAAAUUUCCGUCUCUGCAGGUGGAAAUUUUUUUCAAAAAAUUUCCGGAAUCGACUUUAACGGUAGAAAAAAAUUUUCUAUGUUUGAUACAAUGGAAAAAUUUUAAAUUUUUGAAUUUUUUAUCUCGGUGAAUAGUGUAUUUCCGGCGCAUCAAACGCCCCCUGAAGAAAAUGUUUUCGUUUUCCUUGUUAUGAUGGUUUUACCUUUCUUUUCCCCCUCAUUAAAGCCGACACUAUUUGCUUUGUUGCAAUGUAACAACGAAGCGAGCGUCCAAAAUUUGAAGAUCCACUCAGAAGCUCAUGAACAGUCUUGUGCCCAGUGGAUCCACCAUGAGCAGCAGUACUAAGCCGCACGUCCUUGCAAUCCCCUUCCCAGCACAAGGCCAUAUCAUGCCCUUAAUGCAGCUCUCUCAUCGCCUCAUCCGCCGGGGCUUCCUUGUUACCUUCGUCAAUACAGAGCACAUUCAUGAGCGACUGAUGGCUGCAGAACAACCUGGAAAGCCUUCUUCUCAAGAUUUCGCCGGAGAAAUCAAGUUGGUGUCUAUUCCUGAUGGAUGUGCUAACGGAUCUGACCGGAAGAAGUUCGGCACGUUCAGCAAUAUCAUGCUGAAGGAGAUGCCCGGGCCCCUGGAGAACCUGAUUCUCGACACCAACAUCAGAGACGCCCAGAAGAUUACUUGUGUGAUAGCCGAUGUGCAUAUGUUCUGGGCGCUCGAGGUAGCCGAGAAGCUAAACAUUACCAGGGUGGCUUUCUGGCCGGCAUCUGCUGCUACCUUCUCCGUCGUGGCCAGUAUUCCCCAGCUGCUGGAAAAACGAGUUAUAGAUUCGAACGGAUUUCUGAUAGAGAAGAGACCUGUACACUUAUCAGACACGAUGCCAGCCAUGGAUCCUGCUUGGUUUGUCUGGCUUAACGUCGGACAGGAAAACGAGAAAGAGUCCUUCCAGUUUCUUUUGUUAUGCCUCCAAUCAAUUCGGAGCGAUCAUAUCUUGUGUAAUUCCUUUCCCGAGAUCGAAUUCCCUGCGAUCAACCUCAUAAAAAAUGUCAUGCCAAUUGGGCCUCUGCUAUCAGAUAUGCAUUUGCAACCUUCCAAGCUGUGGACGGAGGACACGAGCUGUCUUGAUUGGCUUGACCGGCAACCUGCUCGCUCAGUCAUAUAUGUUUCCUUUGGAAGCCUCACCUUACUGAACCAGCGCCAACUUCUUGAGCUAGCUCAUGGGCUCGAGCUCACCGGCAGGCCAUUCCUCUGGGUUUCUAGGCCAGACCUCAUGGAUGGGUCACCCGCGGUCUACCCAGAUGGGUUUGCCGGAACUUUGGCCGCGGGUCGCGGGUGCGUGGUUGAGUGGGCUCCCCAGCAGGAAGUGCUCUCUCAUCCUUCUAUUGCUUGCUUCUUAACCCACUGCGGAUGGAACUCAACCAUGGAAGGCCUGUACCAUGGCCUUCCUCUCCUAUGUUGGUCAUGCUUUGCUGACCAACACUUGAAUGAGUACUUCAUAGUUGAGGUGUGGAAGGUGGGACUGAGGGUGUCAAAAGGCAAGGAUGGAAUAGUUAGGAAAGAAGAAAUGAAGGACAUGCUUGAGAAGCUGUUGAAAGACGAAAGAAUAAGGAUGAGGGCGAUGGAGAUGAAGGUCAGGGCGAGGAAGAAUGUGAUGGAGGGUGGUGAUUCCUGGAAGAACUUUACUACUUUUGUGGAUCUCAUCAGCUGAAAGAGAACUACUUGGGUAUGUCUUUUAGGGUUAACACUAUACUCUUUCAAGCAACGAAAUUUAAUUCCAGCAUGCAGCGUGUUUGAGUGUUUAUGUGUGCCCACGCACACACAUGUGCAUGUGUGCGUAUGUGAGUGUGUGUUGUAUACAUAUACCUAAUAAUAUUUUUCAUUCGUUUUUC